Molecule: messenger RNA, 991 nt
Organism: Aspergillus pseudonomiae
Lineage: Eukaryota; Fungi; Ascomycota; Eurotiomycetes; Eurotiales; Aspergillaceae
Exons: 3
Coding region: 23-721 (232 amino acids)
Source: RefSeq, a predicted model, not a curated record
GACCUACCCGACGUAAGUCAGGAUGCCCCCCAAGUGGCCGGCACCGCCAGUCACGACGAUGCACAUUUCUGAAGCCGUAUUCCUCGUUCGCGAGCACUGCCGACGCGUGGGUGCCUUCGCUCAGGAGAACCCCAAAUGCCGCGCCACCGCCCAGUAUCUGGACGAGCGACCCGCGCUCAUAUUCAAUAUAUCCACGAGCUCCUCAAGCAGACACGAUCCCCCGGCGGGGGCCUCCGAGGGACCGAUCCAACUACCGGCCGCGCCCCCUUCAGACAGUGCCCCAACCGAGGACAUCCCCACCGCCGAGCAUGAGCACGGAGAGAUCGACCUCUACACCGACAGCCCAAAGGAUUAUGACCGGCUGGUCCGACACCGGAAGGCGUGGACGUGGCUCCUCCCGCACCACAAACGCGUCCAGGUCGUUAGCAACCUAUUCACAAUCCUGUUCCACGGGGUUCCGCGAGACUGGUUCUCCAAGCAGAGUCUGGAAAACAGCGAGGCCGGAGAGGCCAUCCUUAAAGACAAUGCCGCCAAGGUGCCGGACGCGUACAUCCUACACGUGGAUUGGGCGGGGAGCAACACCAUGGGAAAGACGCGCAAAGGGUCCCUGACGGUCAGCCUCCACCGCGCCGAGGACGCCAACCGACUGCUGCGAGGUUUAUUCUACCUGCGGAGUCAAACCCUACGGACCGAGUUGUUCGGUCCCCCAGUGGACGUCUGACGCAGUGCUUGCAAUGCCAACGUUAUGGACACGUCCAGCGCGGCUGCACCUUCUCCACCCGAUGCCUGUACGGCGGUGAACAACACCGGAAAGGUGACUGUCCCCAAAUCAAGGUAACCCCCGAUCGUUUUACAUGCUUCAACUGCAAAGGCCCUAAUCUUGCCUACGACAAGAUGUGCCCGACACGACUCCAAGCGGCUGCCGAAGCCGACUAUGCCAGAAAGCACAAGCCGAAAUACUUUCCCGAACCAGCGCGGCCGGUGACGUCCC